AUGCCGUUAACAACUGUUGACUCUCCUGUUAAUGUCCUCGACAACCGAACUUACUUCCAACGCAGGGUGGUUGAGGACACAGCACGUGUGGGGUACUAUAGGGCAAUCUUUACAUUCGAGGAUGGCGUGGCCAGCACAGUGAAAUCUCGUGUCGGUGUUUCCUUCACCUCGGUCGAGCAAGCAUGCAACUAUAGAGACAGUGAAAUCCCGACCUGGUCACUUAACGACGUUGUGGACGCCGCGGUCAAGGAAUGGAAUGAGGACGUGUUCAGUAGGAUCCAGGUCGACACAGAUCAAGAGACCUCGAACAUCACCAACGUUCGACUACUGUACUCAUCCCUUUAUUUUAUGCAUCUCAUGCCCAGCGAUAGCACAGGCGAUAAUCCACUGUGGCAGUCCGAGGAGCCGUACUGGGAUGACUUCUACACAAUGUGGGAUAUCUUUCGCUGCACGGUCAGCCUUUAUCACUUGAUCCAGCCCGCAAGAUACACCAGCAUGAUUCGGGCCUUGAUUGACAUCUGGCGGUUUGAGGGAUUCUUGCCCGAUGGCAGGAGCGGGAACUAUAACGGCCUGACGCAAGGUGGGAGCAACGCCGACAACGUGCUUGCGGAUGCAUACGUCAAGGGUUUGGGAAGAAAUACCGAUGAUCCAUCGAUGACAAUCAACUGGACAGCAGGGUAUCUAGCAAUGGUCAAGGACGCCGAGGUACAGCCAUACAAUACGUUCAGCCCCUUGGAUCAGACUGGCAGUGUCAAAGAAGGCCGUGGAUCACUUUACGACUGGAUCCCACUAGGCUACGUCUCUAACAACAGCACGAGAUCCGUGUCGAAGACGGUUGAGUAUGCGUUGAAUGAUUACGCACUAAGCGUGGUGGCUGCCGGCGAAGGCACGCAAUCUGAAGUCGACAAGUAUCUGAAACGCUCUGCGGGGUGGCAGAAUCUCUGGAACCAUGACAUUGUCCACGCAGGUUUCACAGGCUUCUUGGCCCCUAAGGAUGAUCAAGGGAAGUGGGUUUCUCCAGAGACAUACAACCCAGCCGUGUGCGGUGGAUGCGAAUGGGACUCUAUCAGCUACGAGGCUACUCCUUUUGAGUACAGUUUUGUAGUCCCGCACGACGUCCAGACACUCAUCGAGUCAAUGGGAGGGGCGUCAGAAUUCGAGCGCAGGCUUGACUACAUUUUCAUGCCGAAUACCUCCGAACAAGACCUGCAAGAAAAUGGUGCUGGGAUUACCACUAUCAUGAACAUCGGCAACGAGCCUGAUUUUGCAACUCCAUAUCUCUACAACUAUUUGAAUAAGCAGCACAAAUCAGUCAACGAAUCCCGAGCCCUGGCAAAUCAGUUCUUCCAUGACGAGCUGUACGGUGUGCCUGGGAACUCAGAUGCAGGCGCGCUCAACUCGUGGCUCAUCUGGCAGAUGCUUGGACUGUAUCCUAUUGUCACCCAGCCUGUUUAUCUGUUGGAGUCUCCUUGGUUCACUGAUAUCAACAUGACGAUCAACGCCAAUAAGACGCUCCGGAUCACAAGUAAUGGUGACAACAUAUCUCUGGGGCAGAGCGGGUACUUCGUUGAGUCCGUGGCGAUCAACGGGGAGGUCUGGGAUCGCAAUUGGUUCAACCACGAGGACAUCAUGAUCGAAGGCGGCACAAUUGAGUUCACCGUCGGGAACGCCGGGCAGGUUUGGGAGACUGGGGGUGUGCCUCCGAGCCCGGGACGCACAAGUGCUGAUAGGGCUUGA
Molecule: messenger RNA, 1737 nt
Organism: Diaporthe batatas
Lineage: Eukaryota; Fungi; Ascomycota; Sordariomycetes; Diaporthales; Diaporthaceae
Exons: 4
Coding region: 1-1737 (578 amino acids)
Biological process (GO): glycoprotein catabolic process; carbohydrate metabolic process; protein quality control for misfolded or incompletely synthesized proteins
Cellular component (GO): cytosol; nucleus
Molecular function (GO): carbohydrate binding; peptide-N4-(N-acetyl-beta-glucosaminyl)asparagine amidase activity
Source: RefSeq, a predicted model, not a curated record